UAUCACCACCAGUAGGUCAUCAUACGAAAUUGGGAUAUUUCAGCUCUAUUUGAUAACUUGUCUUUAACCUAAAUUUUGACAAUUUAAUUUUUUUACGUUCGAAAUUAAAAAUGAAUGUAAUAAGAUUCUACUUACUGGUUCCAAUAUUGGUUGUGUUGUUAUCUUAUGCUCACUGCAAUGAAAACGAGGAAUUGUCUUGUCAGAAUUUGAAGGAAGGUUUUCAUGCGUUACAAAAAGAAUUUGAAAUUCUUAAGGAGGAAGUUCGUGAACUUAAGUCAGACGGAGCUUCCAGAAGUGUAGAGAAAAGAUUUGUUGCAGAUGGAGAAAGAGAUAUUGAAGCAACUGUAACAAAACUUGAAAAAGAUGUUAAGACUUUGGUUGAAGGCAUAGGAAGUACUUAUGUAAGAUGGGGAAGAACAACAUGUCCUGGCAAUACAACAGAAGUUUACAAAGGAUUUAUGGGAGGAAACGUAUAUACAGAUAACGGAGGCCCUGCCAACUAUCUCUGCUUACCUGAAGACCCUACCUGGGCAAAAUAUCAAGAUGGAUUUCAAGGAGAAGGAAACAAAAUCUAUGGCUCAGAGUACCAAAUUAUUAGGACGAACUUUAAUCCAUUUCACCAGGACAUGAAUGACGAAGAUAUUCCGUGUGUUGUAUGUAGCACUAAAAGACCACUAAAUAUCAUGGUUCCUGCGAGAACUAGCUGUUACACUGGAUGGCAUUUAGAGUAUACCGGUUAUCUCAUGACAAUCUGGUCUGGUCACCCUGCUGCAGGAGAAUACGUGUGUGUAGACAGUCAUCCUGAACUAAUUCCACACGGAAGUGCAAACACGAACGGAAACGUUCUGUACCUUGUUGAGGCUGCUUGCGGUACUUUACCUUGUCUGCCUUAUGUUGAUGGUCGUGAACUUGCUUGUUCAGUUUGCAGCAAAUAAAACAUGGAAAAUUUUAAUAUGAAAAAAUAUCUACCAUAAAUGCUACAAUAGAUUUCUGCAAUCUUUAUUUGAUUAUAGUUGUUCAUGAGAAAUAUAUUUUCUUAAUUUAUAGAUGUUUAAAAUGUUU
This is a messenger RNA of Ruditapes philippinarum (Manila clam), 1062 nucleotides long. RefSeq names its product short-chain collagen C4-like. NCBI's taxonomy places the organism in Eukaryota, Metazoa, Mollusca, Bivalvia, Venerida, Veneridae. The transcript is spliced from 6 exons. The coding region runs from base 111 to 935 and encodes 274 amino acids. The record is from RefSeq and is a predicted model, not a curated record.